CACUUCUAUCGACUACCUAGCAUUCUACCAUACCAUCUUUCCGCCGAUUCAGUCACGACUGCCGUCACCUUUGACGGUCAACGGCGAAGCCUGAUCAAGUCGGAACUCUGAGAGUGGCUGCGCGUCUUCAUCCAAAUCGUGCAGCGACAGUCGAAACUCGCCCAACCUUAACGGUCCAACCAUGUCUCCCAUCAUGCUGAAGACCGUUCUCCUCUCUACUCUCCUCGCAACAUCACAAGCCUUCAUCCCCGUAGACAUCCAACCACUUCCUUCCGAUCUCGACACGAACAAAUGGUCGGCAGUCACCACGCUGACCAAAGGCAUACCUUCCCUGGCGCUAACUACACCUACACCGACACCUGACAUCCAAAUCCUUCCUGUCCUCGACGCCAACAUCGUCCCCGAACUCAAGCGUCAAGUAACAGGACAAGACGCGGGUGCGACAACCACAGCUGUCACUCAAAUCUCCCCAGUUACCACAUACUACGCGAACUCCUACAUUGAUGGCGUACAAACUCAGGUGGCUGUCGUAUACACUCAAACAUUUGCCGCAAUACCCGACCAGUGGCCUUCGUACACUGCCGGCUCAAUCGGGCUUGGGACACUCACCGGAACGAUUGGCGUGGUCAAAUCCAAGAGAAGUCUUCCUACACAAAUGCCCAUGGGGAGCGGUGCAGUCAAGAUGGAGACUGCGGAGGAUGGCAAUGACCGGCUUUUGCCUUGGAUCAUGAACAAGCUCGUGGGAGCUGCGAAAGAAGAGCAAGAGAAAAUCGUGGAAACAUUGCAGGAAGAGAUAGAAAAAGUAAAGAACUUCGUCCACGAAGAAGGCGAAGGGCUUCAAUCGGAGGUGAAAGAGCAAGAGCAGUCUGCAGCGCCAGUCACUGUUUUGCCGCCAAAUUUGCGGAACGCUGCACCAUCCAAUGCAGCAGGUGUAUUCGCGACAAUGGCAGUGGUAUCAGCGACAGUCUGCAUGGCAUUUCUGUGAAUGUCAUCCUCUCCAUGAGAGAGUGGAAAGUGCCAGCUGCAGAAGCGGAUUAGCACGCGGGCGCAAUCUGUGUGGGUUAUGGGUCAUCCAUGCUAGAAAUGGGAUGUGUUCUCUUUGGAGUGCGAUUGAAAAAGCAGGCCAGCAGUAGAAGAGCCUCUGUGUUGCUAGACAAGCUGUACUCAGCGUGUGCAUCCUAAGGUGUUCAUGCUGCUUCGAUGUCCAUGAUGUUAC
Exophiala viscosa is the source of this 1216-nucleotide messenger RNA. RefSeq lists its product as uncharacterized. The record is from RefSeq and is a predicted model, not a curated record. The transcript has a single exon. Bases 182 to 985 code for a protein of 267 amino acids. NCBI's taxonomy places the organism in Eukaryota, Fungi, Ascomycota, Eurotiomycetes, Chaetothyriales, Herpotrichiellaceae. Gene Ontology annotation, biological process: fungal-type cell wall organization.